AUGCAAAACGAAACGAAGGAUCGUCACCGUCUUUUUGUGGCGCUCUAUGAUGCUGGCAAGGGGAAGGAACCUUAUUGGGAGCUCGCUGUCAUUCCAAAAUCCAGUAUGGCACCCAUGCUUUGGCACCCACCACCCCAAUCGCGCAAUGGACACCUGGUGCCUGGUGACUAUUCGCCGCGGAUGGUCGAGGGUGGCGCAUAUACAGUUUUCAGCAUCGUCAGGAACGCCUUUAUUGACCAGCGAACCGGUCAAGUGAUGGAUUGGCAGGUCCAGCAGCGCAAUGUCAAGAAACCUGAGGAUGAACCUUCCCUUAUUUGUAUGGUCCUCAUCGCAAAAGUGGUGCGGAGUAAAAUUGGCCUGUUGCAAAAAAUUAUACCGAAUACGAAUGUUCCUCCUGCUGGCUCUGGUGCCAACGCAGAUGGCUGGCACCCUUGCUCAUGGAUUGAAGGAGUGAUCAGUGCUUUAUGUGACCACGACCCGCAAAUCAUCGAUCAUGCCGCAGUGAUGAUGGAGGGCGCUAAUGACCUUUACGAGUGUGACGGUCAAAGCGCGUUAUUACUCAUUCCGAGAGCAGAGAAUCAACAACAAACAAACAUUCACAUACGAAAGGUUUACCUUUGUGACUAA
Cantharellus anzutake is the source of this 627-nucleotide messenger RNA. RefSeq lists its product as uncharacterized. The record is from RefSeq and is a predicted model, not a curated record. The transcript is spliced from 2 exons. Lineage: Eukaryota; Fungi; Basidiomycota; Agaricomycetes; Cantharellales; Hydnaceae. Bases 1 to 627 code for a protein of 208 amino acids.